Drosophila innubila is the source of this 718-nucleotide messenger RNA. Its product is annotated as zinc carboxypeptidase A 1-like. The transcript is spliced from 3 exons. The annotation marks the transcript as partial. Lineage: Eukaryota; Metazoa; Arthropoda; Insecta; Diptera; Drosophilidae. Gene Ontology annotation, molecular function: metallocarboxypeptidase activity; zinc ion binding. The record is from RefSeq and is a predicted model, not a curated record. Gene Ontology annotation, biological process: proteolysis.
UGACCACAAUAUUGAACAGUCGAUUUUCGAUAUGCGUUUGAUUUGGUUACUCGCCUCUUUUGUGGUCCUGGCCAGUGCCGGGACACUCAAGGAUCCUCCAAGACAGCGCUACGAUAAUUUCAGUGUUUAUAAAAUAAAUAUCAAAAACAAAUUACAAUUAUCGCUUAUAACUAAAGUUUGUGAAUUAAACAAAAUGUAUGACAUCUGGAAAGAAUACGAUGAGUACUCUAAAGAGGUGCACGUAAUGGUAAAUCCCGACGAAGUUAAACAUUUCCAGCUCCUACUUAAAUUAUAUGGCAUUAGCAAUGAGUUGCUCAUACCCAAUGUUCAAAAGCUUAUCGACGACGAACAAUUUGCGAGUGCCAGAGAUAGCGGCACCUUUGGCUGGACACGUUAUCAUGAGCUGGCCGAGAUUGAGGCCUGGUUGGAUGGCAUAUUCGAGGCUCAUCCAACUGUGACCGAGGAGUUUACUGUGGGAUACUCCUACCAAGGACGUAGAAUUCGUGGCAUUAAAAUAUCGCAUGGGACAAACAAGCCAGGAAUUUUCAUAGAGUCCAAUAUUCAUGCACGUGAAUGGAUUACAUCGGCCAGUGCAACGUGGUUCAUCAAUGAGCUGCUAACCUCACAGCAGCCGGAAGUACGCAAUCUGGCGGAGAGUUAUGAUUGGCACAUUGUGCCCGUGUUCAAUGUGGACGGCUUUGAGUACUCGCAUCGUAAG